AUGGCUGUCCAUUCGAUAUGCAAGGCACACUGGCUCCUGCUCACGCUGUUCAUUACCUCAGUCCUUUGCUCGAAGGGAACACGAGGCUCUGGCUUUGUUGGAUAUGGCAUCACGAUGUACAAACCGGCGUGCGCGACAGCAUGUCGCGAUGUCUUAUCGGCGUACUCACUCGAAUGCGAAGGCGACAACCAGGACCACUCCCACAUGAGACGCAUGGCCGGGAUGGGCGCAGAGAAGGUCCCGCCAUCGCCAUCAUGCUACGCGGUCAACGACCCGUACCUCCAAUCGUUGGCGUACUGCAUCUCGCAGCAUUGUGAAGAUAUACCCAUCUACACGAUUGAGCAGUGGUGGAAUCGUCGAGUCACGGGAAGAGUACCUGGCCAGCCAAAGCCGAAGGAAACUUACCAGCAGUCACUGGCCAAGAUUGUCGUCAACCCGCCAACGAAUGUGACCGAGUCGGAGGAGAUGCUCAUGGAGCCGAGCCUUGUAGAGGACGAGACUUGGCUCGCCAAUUUCCACGGAGACUCGGUCUUCGAAAAGAAUGAACGUAUGCAUGUGACCUUAGGCCUCAUACUACUGCUCACUGGGGCUGGGAUCCCCAUCGCAACGUCACUAUUGAGAUUUGUUCCAUUUCCAAGAACCUUCGUCACUCGCUUCAAUGCCAUCUUCAUUGACCCACCGGCCUGGGGCAUCAAGCACCGCGUACCAGUUGCGAACACUUUGCUUGUACCCACACGAGGCCAAGCACUGUUCAUCGCGUAUAUCUGGAUCAUCAACAUCCUCGCCUGCUCACUCGGGUACGAAGUCAAGACUCCCGAUGCCUGGUGGGCUACGGUACCCAUCGAAGUUGCGACUCUAGUCUCCUACCGCACUGGUGUCCUAAGCUUCGUCAAUCUGGCUCUGUUGAUCUUGUACGCCGGUCGAAACAAUAUACUGCUGUACGUCACCAACUGGUCGCACUCUACCUACUUGUUGCUUCAUCGCUGGAUCGCCGUCAUUGCCACUUUACAGGCAUGCCUUCACUCUGCCAUCCUCCUCAAGCUCUACCUCGACACGCACGAACAUGCCACUGAAUCAAAGCUGCCGUACUGGAUCUGGGGCAUCGUCGCAACGCUUGGUCUGGUCGUCAUGCUUCCGCUCUCCGCCUUGAAGAUACGACAAAAGGCAUACGAGUUCUUCUUGGUGUGGCAUCAGGUCUUGGCGUUUUUCGUUCUCAUUGGUGGUCUCUAUCAUGUCGUGCUGCGCUUCAACUUCCAAUGGGGCUAUGAGACAUGGCUCUACAUCGCCUUUGGUUUCUGGGGUUCCGAUCGCCUCAUGCGGUUCCUACGAAUUGCAAGGAAUGGAGUCAGAUAUGGUCGCGUCACCAUUAUUGAUGAAGACUACGUACGACUUGACAUUCCUGGCGUCUCAACAAGCGGACAAGCUUACCUAUACUUUCCAACGCUGACAUGGAGAGUGUGGGAGAAUCAUCCCUUCUCUAUCGCCGGAGGUCUUGAGGCGCAUCAGACUUCACAGCCACCACGAUCUGCCUUGGUCAGCGAUGAGAAGAUGCCUGCGCACGAGAUUAAAGCGAUUGAGUCUGAUUCUGCCUCGGGCUCUCCAGCUCGAUCGCGCAGCUUGUCCACACAGAACCAGCAGUCCUGCAAAGGCGGCCUGACAUUCUUUAUUCGGACCCAUCCUGGACUCACGUCGAAGCUACGCGACCGCAAGACUCUCUCGCUCCUUGUCGAAUCUUCUUACGGUCAGAGUUUGGUGGGCGCCCACGACUUGUCAUCAUACCCGAACCUCAUCUGCAUUGCUGGCGGCGUUGGCAUCACUGCCGUGCUACCUUUCCUCUCGAGCCAGGUUGGACGUAACAAGCUGUUCUGGGGCGUGCGGACACCGAGCCUCGCGAAUGCUCUUCGUGAUACUCUCGGAGAGCCUGCCUUUGCCGGUACAGAGGUCAGCAUAACGCAUGGCGAGCGCAUGAAUCUGAAGGCGAUACUCGAGCGAGAGAUUCGUGAGGAGGGUCGCGAUGGCGAUGGUACUGCUGUUGUUGUCAGCGGGCCGCCGAGUAUGGCUGAUGAUGUGCGAGUCAUCGUCUCGAGGCUGGCUAGGGAGAACAAGAAGGCUGUAGUGGCGUUCGUGGAGGAAAGCUACAGCUGGUAG
Fulvia fulva is the source of this 2148-nucleotide messenger RNA. Its product is annotated as Ferric/cupric reductase transmembrane component B. The record is from RefSeq and is a predicted model, not a curated record. Gene Ontology annotation, biological process: copper ion import; iron ion transport; intracellular iron ion homeostasis. Bases 1 to 2148 code for a protein of 715 amino acids. Gene Ontology annotation, molecular function: ferric-chelate reductase activity. Gene Ontology annotation, cellular component: plasma membrane. NCBI's taxonomy places the organism in Eukaryota, Fungi, Ascomycota, Dothideomycetes, Mycosphaerellales, Mycosphaerellaceae. The transcript has 4 exons.